Messenger RNA from Aphis gossypii (cotton aphid), 2598 nucleotides. Its product is annotated as E3 ubiquitin-protein ligase Topors. The record is from RefSeq and is a predicted model, not a curated record. Bases 563 to 2176 code for a protein of 537 amino acids. Gene Ontology annotation, molecular function: ubiquitin protein ligase activity. The transcript is spliced from 9 exons. Gene Ontology annotation, biological process: protein monoubiquitination; protein polyubiquitination. Lineage: Eukaryota; Metazoa; Arthropoda; Insecta; Hemiptera; Aphididae.
UAAUCGAGUUUUUUAAUGUCAUACUAUAAUAUAGUCUGUGAUACUACCUACUCAUACUAAAAUGUUUGUUGUAUAAUAUUCAUUGCUCGUGGGAAACGUAAUGAAUUCUUAACGAUUAAUAUUUGUCAUUUGUUAGUGACUAGUUAUCGUAUUUUAGUCGUGAUUCGAAACUGAUCAAAUCUUUUGAUUUUAGCCAUAAAUGAUUGAUUUUAUUUUAUUUUUUACUUUACAUCUUUAUGUUUAAUCUUUCUAUGAUCUCAACUGUCGCAGUGUUUAUAUGAUCUGCGUACCGAGUGUAAUAUUCACGCACGCACUUUUGGCAAUUGUAUUAUUUCUCAACGGCCCGCAGUUACUUACGUUUUACAACUAAAUACCACACUGGUUGCUUAGUGUUUAUUGUUUAUUUGAUGUAUCUAAAUAUGUUCCUCAGGAGAUUUUAAUAAUCUAGAACAAACGAAAAUACAAUAGACACAUUAUUCAUUUAUCAUUUACAGAUUAUAUUUGUGAAAUAUCAACUACCUACCUACCUAAUUAUAUUAUGAUUUGAAAUUUAUGACUCAACAUGUCACUUAUCAUAAAAUCUGAAUCUGAUGUUGUGGAGUUGUCAUCAGAUGAAGAAUCCAUAACACUCCCGAGAAAUAGACUUCCUAAUCCCAGAGACCGCUCUUCGUCACCAGAUACUCAAUGUUCAAUUUGUCUUGAUGGUUUAACCAAUAAAUGUUAUACAAAUUCAUGUUGGCAUUUAUUCUGUUUUGAAUGUUUAAAACGAUGGUCAACUUCUGAACCAACCUGUCCAUUAUGUAAGAAAAGAUUCGAAAGUAUUUUUCAUUCAUUUGAUGAUCAAGGUGACCAUCAAAUAUAUGAUGUUCCUCCAAGAUACAUCACAGAUCCUGUUAUACCAAGAUUAAUGGUACGGCCAAUGACUGAUUUAACAGAUGCAAGCCAUAUAAACAGCAUAUUCAGAGUGAAUUUUUAUAUGGAUAUUGUACGUAGAAAUGUGAGAGGGAAUGACAUGGGCCUUUUAGCUAAUUUAUAUGACCGAAACAAUCUUGAAAAUGGUCGAUUUUAUGAUGCAAAUCUGGAUACAACAUAUUCUUCACAAUUGAUGGGUCAAGCAGCAAGAAUACAAGUGUAUAUUGAAAAUGCAUGGGCUCAACCAUUACCUGAUCUAAGUGGCCGUUUUAGAGAUUGUAGUUCAGAUUUCUUUCGAAAUAAUCCAGCUCAAGUCCAUAGAUUACAACCAUUCAUCCUUAGAGAUAUUAUUGCCAUAAGGGAAUCUGCAAGAAUAGAGGGUGAGCCCAUGGAUAUGAGUGACAAUAAUGUUUGUAUUGUGACACAUUUGAUAAUGCGAUCACUAACAGCUUAUGAAAUAAGAGAGGGGUUUAUGGUUAACAUCUUAAGGCCUUUUUUGCAUUGGCGUGCAUCACAUUUUUGUCAUGAACUAUAUAAUUUUGCCAAUAGUCCAUAUGAUAUAGUUGGCUAUGAUCGCAAUGUUCAAUUUUCCCUUCGCACUAGGACUUCACCUCCACCGGAUCAACUACCUGAACUUAAUGAAAAUGCAUCAAAUUUUUUAUCAGAGUAUGUACCAUCAUCAGAAAUUCUACUAGAAAAUCCUAAUCGAGUUAUUGGUGAAACAAUUGUAUUGGAUUCAGAUAAUGAAGAACCUCAAUUGCCAAUAUUGGAAGUUAUCGUCGUUAGUUCUAGUGGUGAUGAUUCUGAUGUUGAAAUUCUAAGUCACUCCUUCCGUCCUAUUGAAUCAUUGGAUUCUGCUUCAAUAGACCAACCAUCAACAUCUACUGGAAUUCGAGAUUCAUUAGAUCGACCAAACAAUAGGUACAAUUUAAGAAGACGGAGAUUACAAUCUGUACAAUCUCGAUAUCCAUUUCGAGCAAGAAGAAGGCCCAUUGUAGAUUCUUCAUCAUCUGAUGAAGAAUCAAUUAUUACUACUCGAAGUUCUGAAACUGAUCGUAUGAAAUCUCGAGAUAUUAAUAACAAAAAGAAAAUAAAAUCAAAAAAAAAGAAAAUUAAAAAAAAAAAAGUAAAUAAUGAUUCAAGGUCUGAAUUCCGCAGCAUCAACAGAAAUCGUUCAUAUUCAGAAUCCUCAUCUUCGGGUGAUACAGACGUAAGACCAAAUAACAAUUUUAUUCAUGCUGAUAUAAGUGAUAUUGUAUUAUAAACUAAUAUUCAUUUGUUAAAAGGAAGAAUUCUUGUAAUUAUCUGACCCCGGACCUUAAAAAUAUCAAUACUAUAAAGCUUUUUUAUAAUCACUUACCAUAAAAAUCAGUUACUAGUAAAAUUAAAUAAAGUUAUGAGCAAAAAGUGAUAAAUAAGUUAUUAUUUAUGUUUUAAAUAACUUAACUAAAAUGUUAUGUAUAUACUAUUUAUUGUAAUUUUAAACUUAUGUAUUGUGUAAUCACAGUAGAAGUUUUGAUUGUCAGUCUAUUUAAACAAUAAUAGACAAUUUUUAAUUUUAUUUAAUUAAACAAUUUGUGUGUUUGAUGCCUAAAAAUUAAACAAAUGUAUCAUAUUCUUAAUAUGUUAUGUAUAAAAAUGAUUUAAUCAUGAAUUUUGUAAAAUUAUAAACCUAUUUUCUUUUUC